AUUAAGCCAUAACGCAAACAACGUCAAUUAUGAAUAAUGCUUAUCAUUUGUGUACAGAAUAUAUAACUUGGCAACGAUUAUAAUUUUGUUUACAAGAACAAAAACGAUAACUGUCCACAAUAGCAGUUUACAACUUAGCUAGUUAUUAUUAUUAUUUUUUUUACUACUUGUUAGCCUUGAAUUAACACUCCUAGCUAGCUAAAACUGUCGUCGUAAAUGUUUCAUUCAUGAACCGAAUUUAUCGCACAAAUGUGCAAUUGUCUUGAUUUAAACAUGAAUAACAAGUCAUUUUGGGGGAAACAAGCGUCUUGGUUAAUAGUGAACAAAUAAAUAGCUGCAUGGUAUUAAUGGGGGGGGCGACGCUGUUCUACAAUGUUUUGGUUCCUGGCGGUGACGUCACGCACAACAACAUGGUUCCCUUGUUUUGGACCUGUGCAGCGUGCUUCGUGCUAUGCGCGGCGACGCUUCUUCGAGGCUGAACCCGCGAACGACGUCGCUCCCCUUUGCACCCACGCGAUGGCUCAAGCCGGGGGAAGGUGUGCCGAGUCCGGGCGCAGGCUGCGCUCCAUAUCUCGGCGGAUGUACGACGAGAAUGAGGACCUGUCUGACGUUGAGGAAAUAGUCAACAUCAGGGGUUUCAGCGUGGAGGAGAAGCUGAGCAGUGACCGCUACGGUGCAGACUUUGUCUGCAUGAUGGAGAGUAAAGACUUUACUUAUGAAUAUGUGCAAAGGGAGGCCUUAAGAGUGCCACUUAUUUUCAGAGAGAAACAAGGACUAGGGAUCAGCAUGCCUGAUCCAGAAUUCACAGUCUCCGAAAUUAAAGGCUUAGUUGGCGGUCGUCGCUCUGUGGACGUCAUGGACGUGAGCACUCAGAAAGGCUCCGAAAUGACCAUGUCCCAGUUUGUGCGUUACUACGAGACGCCGGAAGAGGAGCGGGACAAACUGUUCAACGUGAUCAGCUUGGAGUUCAGCCACACCAAGCUGGAGAACCUCAUCAAGAGACCCACAGUGGUGGACCAGGUGGACUGGGUGGACAACAUGUGGCCUUCCUAUCUGAAAAAGAGCCAAACCGAAGCCACCAAUGUGAUCUCAGAUAUGAAAUACCCCAAAGUGCAAAGGUAUUGCCUGAUGAGCGUGAAGGGCUGCUACACAGACUUCCACAUUGACUUUGGAGGCACGUCCGUUUGGUAUCACGUCUUCAAGGGACAGAAAGUGUUCUGGCUAGUGCCUCCCACGCUUCCCAACUUGGCGCUGUACGAGGACUGGGUGCUGUCGGGCAAGCAGAGCGACAUUUUCUUGGGAGACCGAGCGGACGGCUGCCAGCGAGUGGAGCUCAAGCAGGGAUACACCUUCUUCAUCCCAUCUGGCUGGAUCCAUGCCGUCUACACGCCGGAGGACUCGCUGGUCUUCGGAGGCAACAUCCUGCAUAGCUUCAACAUUCCCAUGCAGCUUACCAUCCACGAGAUAGAGAACAGGACCAAGGUUAAUUCCAAGUUCCGCUUCCCCUUCUACUAUGAGAUUUGUUGGUACGUCCUGGAGAGAUACGUGCACUGCCUGACCAAACGUUCCUACCUUUCUCAGGAGAUCUGCAAAGAGCCUUUCCUAAUGGGAAGCCCCUCCUCUGACUCCAGAAGCCAGGAUACGAACGACUACUCGUGUGCCACGCAGCUCAGGGACGAGGAGGACCCCCAGCACCUGAAAUACGUCUUACCUGUUGAUUCCGAGGACAGCUGCAAUCCCGCCUUCCCUAAAAACACCGCCGCGUCCCCGGCCUCGGAGUGGGACAAUAAAUGGACUCACCUGACGGAGUUUGAACUGGACGGACUCAGAAGGCUGGUUGAGAAGCUGGAGUCGCUUCCUGAACAUAAAAAAUGUGUUCCACAAGGUCUGGAGAAUCCACAAGGCCUGCUGGAGGACAUGAAGGUUGUCUUAAAAGAACACGCUGAUGAUGACCCAAAACUAGCCGUCACUGGACUUCCUGUUGUGUUUUGGCCAAAGAAAAUCAUCAAGGCCCGGCCUCCAAACCGACCCAAACCCAAGAUGGCGGCGUCCCCCGCGUCCGCGAUCAAGCUGUCGGCGAGUCGGGGAACCUCCGGCGCCAGGAGACGACGGACGCGCUGCCGCAAGUGCGAGGCGUGCCUGCGGACGGAGUGCGGCGAUUGCCACUUCUGCAAAGACAUGAAGAAGUUCGGCGGGCCGGGAAGAAUGAAGCAGUCGUGCAUCAUGAGGCAGUGCAUCGCCCCCGUCCUGCCACACACAGCCGUGUGUGUUGUCUGCGGCGAAGCGGGCAAAGAGGACACUGUUGAGGAGGAAGAGGAGAAGUUCAACCUGAUGCUGAUGGAGUGCUCCAUCUGCAACGAGAUCGUCCAUCCUCACUGUUUAAAGGUCAAAGAUUCAAGCGGAGUUGUUAACGAUGAGCUGCCAAACUGCUGGGAAUGUCCAAAGUGUAACUAUGCUGGCAAAACUGGAAAAGCCUCCAAGCAAAAAAGGGGCCCCGGGUUUAAGUACGCCUCCAACCUCCCGGGCUCGCUCCUGAAAGAACCGCGUCCAAACCGGGACGCCAAGGAGGAGCCAGAGUCUCCUUUGCUGGUCUCGGCGACCAUUCACGCUCUGACCGCCGCGUCCGGCGUGAAGAGGAAAGCCGAAAGAGACGACGUUUCCAGGAGGAAAGAGGAGGAGGUUACGAAGAAGCGGCCCCCGCUGCUGUCCCUGGACGAUUCGCCGCGGCCGCCGAGACCGGAGGACAACCCGCUGAGGAAGAAGAAGAAACUGUUUGACACCAGCGACGAACCUGGUAACGUCAAAAGAAAGCUCUCCAAACCGGACGAUCCUCUGACGGCGAAGGUGCUGAGACACAUCAAGGCGGAGAACGACCUCGGCGAGUACGAAGAACUCCAGGAGUCCCGCCAGGAAGACCGGUUCUCUUUGCACACGCUCCAUUUCAAAGAGAAAAAGGAAUACGGCGGCCGAAAGGAAGACGAGGAGGAAGAUUAUGACGUGGACAGGACAGAGGACAAAGGCAAAGUCCUGAGGAGUCCCCUGAGGAGAGCGUCGCCAGGCAAGGAGGGCGACAACGGAGCCGGACCCAGUGGCGAGCCGGGGGACGUCAGUGCUCAGGUGAAAGUUUGCCAUCAACGCAGACGCCCCGCCAACAGAGACAAGACAGAAGACGGCGUCAACAACAGGACAGACGAUCAUGAGCCGGCCAAUCGGAGGGCGCACAAAGCGAAGGAAGGCGGCACCAAUCAGAACAGAAGACCCGAACAGAAGACGGAGGAGUUCCUGUCCAAUCACAACCACAGGCCGGUCAAGGUGGAGCCCGAGAACGACGUAGCGGUGGCAAAUCCACAAUGGCCGCUCAACAACGGCAGCAGCGACCUCGGCGGCUGGCUGAGACACAGCGGGCGGGAGCAGAACGGUACGCCGCGCCGCCACUCGCCGCUCAGCUCCAACCGCGGCGCGCCGGCGGCGCCGCGUCCGCUCCCCUGCCGCUCCCCGCCCAAAUGCGUCCAAAUGGAGCGCCACGUCAUCCGCCCGCCUCCCAUCAGCCCGCCCCCGGACAGGCUGCCUCUGGGCGACGGCGAGGAGCACGUGAUGCAGCGCGAGACCUGGAUGUUUGUGUUCGGCCACCUGGAGCACCGAGACCUCUGCGUGUGCAUGCGCGUGUGCAGGACCUGGAACAGAUGGUGCUGCGACAAGAGGCUGUGGAAGCACAUCAAUCUGAACCGCUGCAAGUCCAUCACGCCGCUCAUGCUGAGCGGGAUCAUUCGAAGGCAGCCGGUGGCUUUGGACCUGAGCUGGACCAACAUCUCCAAGAAGCAACUCAGCUGGCUCAUCAACAGACUCCCCGGUUUGCGAGUGCUCCAGUUGUCCGGCUGCUCGUGGGUGGCUGUCUCCGCUCUUUGCACCUCCAGCUGUCCUCUCCUGAGAAUUCUUGACGUCCAGUGGGUGGAGGGACUGAAAGACGCCCAGAUGAGGGACAUUCUGUCACCGCCGACUGACCACAGGCCAGGCCAGUCAGACAACAGGAGCAAGCUGCGACACGUGGAGGACAUCCGGCUGGCCGGUUUGGACAUCACGGACGCCACGCUGCGCCUCAUCAUCCGCCACAUGCCCUCGCUCUCCAAGUUGGACCUCAGCUACUGCAACCACGUCACAGACCAGUCGGUCAACAUCCUGACUGCCGCCGGGACCACCACUCGGGACUCUCUGACGGACAUCAACCUAUCAGUGUGCAACAGGGUGACGGACCAGGCGCUGACCUACUUCAAGCGCUGCGGCAACGUUCGCCGCAUCGACCUGCGCUUCUGCAAGCAGGUGAGCAAGGAGGGCUGCGAGCGCUUCGUGGCCGAGAUGUCGGUCAGCGUGCAGUUUGAGCUGCUGGAGGACAAACUGCUGCAGAAGAUCCAGCCUCUGCCUGCCGACUAGAGCGCCGUCCAGCAGGGGGCGACACAGGACGCAGGACGUUCCUCCUACAACUACUGAGCCAGAAUGUAUACAAAAAAACACAUUUAUGUUCCCCUGAAGACUUUAUUUUGUCCCUUUUUUUGCACUCAAAGGUAUUUAUUGACUAUUUUCUACCAUGGCUGUGUUGUUUUCUCUGUUCUAAUGCAAACUGUUGCAUUGCAAGAGUGCUAUUUUUGUAUCAGAAAGCCUUUCUAUGAUAUUCUAAUAUUGAUAUAAUCAAUCUUGUCAUUUUGUUAAUUUUGGUAGCUUUUUUUUGGACUUAUUGUGUACUUUCUUUGCACCUUUACUGAUGAAUGAUGUGUUGGUGUAGAGCAGGGCUAGUCAAGUCAAAUGUGAAGUGAGCCACACUGCAAAAACAUGCAUCAAAGAUCAUCUAUUUGACAGUUCUAGUGUGUUAAAAUGUGUUUUUUUCCCCCCUUUAUUGCACUGAGAAGUGUUUGCCAUUCCUCCAUCUUGUUCUUUGUCAGAGGACCUCCGUUGUUUUCUUAGCAGGCAGCUUUUCAACACUAAGCUGUCAGAAGUUUGUGCAUAAAAAAAGAUUUUCUUUCUUGUGCCAUUGGAAGAACCUGCAAAAUGUUGUAGUUUUUUUUGCACCACAUUUUU
Molecule: messenger RNA, 5070 nt
Organism: Entelurus aequoreus (snake pipefish)
Lineage: Eukaryota; Metazoa; Chordata; Actinopteri; Syngnathiformes; Syngnathidae
Product: lysine-specific demethylase 2B-like
Exons: 21
Coding region: 373-4428 (1351 amino acids)
Biological process (GO): regulation of transcription by RNA polymerase II; protein demethylation
Molecular function (GO): DNA binding; zinc ion binding; histone demethylase activity
Source: RefSeq, a predicted model, not a curated record